AAAAUUCAAUCGAUUUAAAUUUCUAAUUAAAAGUAUGACAAGAAAAAUAAUACAAAUAUUGACAAUCACACAACAAAUUACACAAACAAUUUUCUAGAUAAGUAUUCAAUCGAAAUUGAUAAUUUCUAUCGAUUCAAUCCAACAAAGAACUCGUGAAUGUUCUUAUAAAAUGAAAAUCAGUACGGUUUGAAUCAACGGAGAAUUCGAACUCCAAUUACUUGAACUCUCAAUUCAACACUGAUGUUUUUUCAUAUGAUAGAACUAACUUUGCAAAACAGGAUGAAUGAAGUCAAGAAACUUUACGAGUCGUUGAGUUUAAUAGGAUCUCUGUCGCUGGCAAUUUCACUCCCAUGGAUCAUCUACAAAGCCUUGCACUUGCAGAGAAGUCUAAACAACCUCUUCGGAAAGGUCGUUGUAAUAACAGGAGCCAGCUCGGGCUUGGGCGAAGCCCUAGCACACGAGUUCUACAUGAAGGGCUGCCAGGUGGUCUUGUGCGCUAGAAGACGACAGGAACUAGAUAGAGUUAGAACGGAUUUAAUGCAUUCACACAGUACAGUCCAAACUCACCCGCCUAUCAUCAUCCCCUUAGAUCUUGCAGACCUCGACAAUCUAGUAGAAAACCUUAAAAAAAUCAUAACAGUAACUGGUAAAGUAGAUAUCUUAAUAAACAAUGGUGGAGUAUCUCACAGGGGUAAUGUACUCUCUACAAACAUAGAUGUUGACAUGAAGAUUAUGAUGGUUAAUUAUUUCGGAACUGUUGCACUAACUAAAGCGGUCUUGCCGGAUAUGGUGAAGAGAAAUGAGGGACACAUUGUGUUCAUAAGUUCCGUGCAAGGUUUAAUCGCAUUGCCGGAGAGGUCUGCGUACAGUGCUUCGAAGCACGCCGUGCAAGCCUUCGGGGACUCCUUGAGGGCCGAAGUGGCCGAUAAUAAUAUUUCUGUGUCUGUUAUCAGUCCAGGUUAUAUUCAAACGAACCUGUCUUUGAACGCUUUAACAGGAUCGGGGGAUAGUUAUGGCCAAAUGGAUGAUUCCACUAAGAGUGGCUACACCCCCGAGUACGUGGCGAAGAAAAUCGUAAAAGCCGUGGCGCAGAAGAAGAAAGAAAUGAUUAUAUCGAGUAUGUUACCGAAAAUCGCGAUUUUCUUAAGGAAGUACCUGCCUUCGUUGUACUUCUUCGCUAUGGCUAGAAGAGCUAAGAAAUCGUCAUUGAAAUAAGUUAUAAAUAGUAAUUUACUUAUAUUUAUUGGUCCGUGUAUUGUUAAUGUUUACUUUUACUGUUUUGUGAAUUAACAUUUUUUGAAUACAAAAUAGUUUUUUUAUUAUACACGUCAUCAGAUCGAGUUGUUUUGAGAAGGCACAAUAAAAUUACCAAAUCAAAGAUUUGUUACAAGAUCAAUUAAAAAAAAAAAUGAAUCACAUAAAGAUAGUUUUAUUUUG
Messenger RNA from Phyllotreta striolata, 1437 nucleotides. The record is from the annotation of a GenBank genome assembly. NCBI's taxonomy places the organism in Eukaryota, Metazoa, Arthropoda, Insecta, Coleoptera, Chrysomelidae.